Messenger RNA from Trypanosoma rangeli, 407 nucleotides. RefSeq lists its product as uncharacterized. The transcript has a single exon. The annotation marks the transcript as partial. NCBI's taxonomy places the organism in Eukaryota, Euglenozoa, Kinetoplastea, Trypanosomatida, Trypanosomatidae. The record is from RefSeq and is a predicted model, not a curated record.
AGCGACCGGCUGAGCUGAAGGCCCUUGUGGCCGAGCUGCGGGGACGGCUUGCGGAGAUGGAGGCCGGGCUCUCGAGUGCCACUCUGGCCCGCGAUGGCGCGAUGGACGAGGUAAAGCGCCUGGCGCAGCAAUGUGCCGAUGCGGAGCGGGGUCGCGAGGCGGCAGAGGCAGCCCUACAGCGUGUGGAGGCCGAGAUGAAGCAGACGCACGCCAAGCUGCAGGAGGAGUUGCGUCAGAUGCAGGAGAAGCACGAGGAGGAGCUCGAGGCGGCGCUUCUCGAGGCGAACGAACGCAUUGCAGAGCACGAUGAGCUGCUUCAGCAGAAGCUUGAGGAACAGGGGGAAUAUUAUGAGAAAUUACUUGAGGAAAAGUCGCGGUUGGAGUCCUGUGCCGGCGGAUGGUGCUGA